Syngnathus acus (greater pipefish) is the source of this 2936-nucleotide messenger RNA. RefSeq names its product transmembrane protein 168b (gene tmem168b). Lineage: Eukaryota; Metazoa; Chordata; Actinopteri; Syngnathiformes; Syngnathidae. The record is from RefSeq and is a predicted model, not a curated record. The transcript has 4 exons. The coding region runs from base 345 to 2426 and encodes 693 amino acids.
CACUUUCCGUAGACAGUGCUCAUUCGUCAAUCAUGGCGUUUUGAAAACUUUCGACGCGUCGGAAGUUCCUGAACUGAAAUGCCUUCACCAAAAGGCUACAGGUCCGAAUCUUUCCAAUUAGCGACAGAAAAUGCCACUCUCGUAACUUAACGACGAUCGUUGUUAUGCACGCUAACGUCAACCCGGCGAAAGAUGGUAACUUCAGCUAGGCUAGCCACUUUUGCCAAGUUAGCAACGUAGCUAACCUUUGGCUCUCUCGCGACGUCCAUGUCCUUAAGUAAAGCGAAACGCCCUAUUGAAAUACUAACGCGCCUGUUUUGAGCGUGAAUAGAUAUAUAUUCAUAAUGUGGCGUUUUCUGCGGUACUGCGUCAGCCACUGGCUGCAAGCGGCGAUGACCCGACUCGACGUUCAAGGGGAGGGGAGCGUGUGGUCUUCGGUCCGCUGCCUGGGCUACAUGUCCGGCCUCAACCUGCUGGUGGCGCUGUGCCUAGGCCUCUUCGUCCGCUGGGAGGAGACGGCCGACUCCACGCUGCUGGUCAUCUUCAUCUUGGCUCUGCUCGUCCUGCCGCUGGCUGGCGGCUUGUACUGCUACUUGGGCACGGAGCGGCUCAGCCUCAGCCUCCUGCAUCUUUGGUUCGGCUUCCUUCUGGGUCUCCUGUGCUUCGUCAACAGUCCUGAGCUGGAAGGCAACAGCAAGGAGCAGGUGGCCAACGGUCUGCUGCUGUCCAGCGUGUCCCUGAGGACUCUUUGGGCUCUGCUGGAGAGGAUGCUGGGCUACGCCAGGCACCGGCCCGCCUUCCUCACCUCGGCCGAGCGGCUUCAGCUGACGGGCUUCGCCGCCGCCAGUACGGCGCUGCUCCUCCACAAAGCCCUGAGCGUCACGGUGCUGGCCGUGGCCCUCUCCGCUGUGGUGGUUGCCCUCAGAAUGAAAGCGAUUCUGGCGUUGACCAACCUGGCGUGCUUUGUCGCCAUCGGCGGCGACUUCUUCCUGGCGAGCCUCGGAGUCCGGACCAACGCGUUUGCCCUGGGAUGCUUCUUCGGGCUGCUGGUGUGCGAGCCGCUGCUCGACGUCUACUUCAGCGGCCUCUCGGUGACCGAGCGUUGGCAGCCCUUCCUGCACCGGAGGGGCUUGUGGCGCCGCCUCACCCUGCUGCCUUUGCUGCUUCUGGAGGUCACCUUCGUUGUUCUGGCAGCACAGGUGCUGGGUCGCCUGGACCGCUGGUACCUAACCAUCCCGGCGUUGGCAGCAUGCACGCUUUUCUGGGCCGUCUGCCACUUGGUGUUCUUCAUCAGCCUGUGGGGCUUUCACAGCAAGCUCAGCGACUGCCAAAGAGUUUGCCUGAGCCAGGCUUGCGGGGGCAGCGGGCUGGAUAAGAUCAUGGCCUCCAAGGGCAUGAGGCACUUUUGCCUCAUCUGUGAGCGCCUGCUGCGCUUCACGCUGGUGUCCACCGUCGCCCUCGCCGCUCUCUCCUGGCAGGCGUCCAGCAGCAUCUUCUUGAGCACCUUCCUGCUGGUUCUCCCUCUGGAGUCCGUCUUUCACGGCCUGUUCCACGAGCUGGGUGGCAGCCUGGGAGGAACGUGUGUGGGCUACGCCAUGGUCAUACCCACCAACUACUGCAGCCCCGACGGGCAGCCUGUGCUGCUGCCCCCCGACCAGGUGCAGCACCUCAACCUGCGCUCCACGGCCAUGCUGAGCAAUAUCCAGCGUUUCUUGGCCCAGCACCUCAUCGAGACGUUCGGCUGCGACUACUCCACCGGCGGCAUCACGCUGGAGGCGCUGCAGGCCAAGCUCAAGUCCUUCAUGGAUCUGCGCACAGCCGACGGGCCGCGCCACGACACCUACCUGCUUUUCUACAGCGGGCACACGCAUCGCAGCGGGGAGUGGGCGUUGGCAGGCGGGGACACGCUCAGUCUGGACCAGCUGUUGGACUGGUGGAGGGAGAAGAACGGCACCUUCCCCUCCCGCCUCAUCCUGGUGCUGGACUGCGACCACUCGUCGGCCAUGGUGAAGGCAGCGCGGCGGGUGGAGGGCGUGCACGUGGCCGUGCAGGGCGCCACGCCGUCUCGGCCCGCCGAACUGCAGCGGGGGGACUUCCUGUCGCACUGGGUGGCGUACAACUGCGACGGGGACGGUGGCGUCCCGUGGUCGCGGCGGGGUGGGGCGCCGCCGGCCGUCUACGGCGUGUCCCGCCGCUGGGGCGACUACGUGUUGCACCUGCCCACCGGCGACGACCUCACUGACCACUGGAGGGCCUACUUUCCCCGGGUCACCUACCCGCUGGUCCGCCUGGCCUUGUGGUGCGGCGGGCUCAGCCUGCUGUGGCCCUGCAGCGCCUGCCUCAGGUGCCUUAAGAGGGUCAAGCUCAACUGGUUUCCUCCCGCCAUUCUGGACACCGGACAAGGCUUCAAACUGGUCCGAUCUUAGACAGGGAAACCGCCUACAGCCUUUUUGUUACAUCGGCAGCUUUUCUUCUUACCAACCGGCAUCCAUUUUGUUACUGACCACAAAAUAUAACAGGGGCCUACCUACUUCUUCUUGCCCAGUCAACCAAGAUUCGCUCCAAUUCAAAGUCAAGCAAUGUAGAAAAUUGUGCGAGUUGGAGGCUUGAUGCUAGUUUGCACUCGUUUUUUUGUUGUUUUUUUUGUACGUGUUUACAGUGUUUAGCAAAUGUAUUGGACCAGAAAACACCAUCCGGCAUCUUGAAGCGCUUGAACUUUAAUUUGCUGCCGUCAUCAAGGCAUAAUAAUGUGUUUUGCUAUUUAUUUUUCCUUCUUUUGAAAAGGAAUAACUAUAUUUUAGCAUUAAAAAUAUGAUUGGUGUUCAAAAGCAAACAAAAAUCUCACCAGUUACAGGUGCUGUGUGGCCUCAAGCUUGCAUAGGCGGGUCCAAUACAUCUGUCAAACAUUAAUUUUGCUCAUAUUUGUCAAAUACAAA